Molecule: messenger RNA, 4784 nt
Organism: Scleropages formosus (Asian bonytongue)
Lineage: Eukaryota; Metazoa; Chordata; Actinopteri; Osteoglossiformes; Osteoglossidae
Gene: slc25a23a
Product: solute carrier family 25 member 23a
Exons: 10
Coding region: 387-1814 (475 amino acids)
Biological process (GO): transmembrane transport
Molecular function (GO): calcium ion binding
Source: RefSeq, a predicted model, not a curated record
CGUAAUGCAGAGACACACUGACUCUGUACCACUCGGUCAGACAGAGGCAGUGCAGGGGAAGGGAGGGGGAAGUCGUAUUUUGACUUGCUGGUUUCAGAGGCGCCGAGAUCGUAUCUCCUGCGUUGCGGGCUGCUCUUCGUUCUCGGUAUUUCCGCUGCUUGCUGUGCCGGUGUGUACGGGGGUCAGAGGAGAACUGUUACACCGUCCCCAGGCUCCGGUUACUCCCCCCCCCUCCUCCCCGUCACCCCCGCGCUUCUACAAGACAGCCGGACGGAAUGCGGUCGGGAGUCGUGCGCUUGGCUGCGGUUUCAGUCGCCCGACUUGGCCUCGCGCUGGAGCCCUGAUGUGAUUCGUGUUCGAAUCCCGCCUCGGGACGCGCUCUGGAAAUGGGUCCGUCAGGGGCUCGGUGCGAUGACAGCGGCUCGGACCCGGAGCGAGAGAAAAUGUGGGCCGAGCUGUUCGAGCAGCUGGACCUGAACAAGGACGGGCGCGUGGACGUGAGCGAGCUGCGCACGGGACUAGCGGCGCGAGGGCUGCUGCGGAGCAACGCCGAGGAGCAGAUAGUGCAGGCUGGGGACACCAACCAGGAUGGGCAGCUGGACUUUCAGGAGUUCUCCCAGUACCUGCGGAUUCACGAGAAGGAGCUGCGCCUAAUGUUCCGCAAUCUGGAUCGCAACAAUGACGGUUGCAUAGAUGUGUCGGAGAUCCAGGUCUCACUGCGCAACCUGGGCGUAGACGUCACCAUGGAGCAGGCCUCCAGGAUACUGCAGAGCAUGGACAAGGACGGCACUAUGACCAUUGACUGGAACGAAUGGCGCGAUCACUUCCUCUUCAACCCUCUGCACAACAUGGAGAGCAUUGCACUCUACUGGAAGCACUCCCUGAUGCUGGACAUCGGUGAGCACCUGACCGUGCCGGAUGAGUUUUCUGAACAGGAGCGCAAGUCUGGCUUCGUGUGGAGGCAGCUGAUGGCCGGGGCGAUGGCAGGCUCUGUGUCUCGGACGGGCACAGCACCCCUAGACCGCCUCAAGGUCUUCCUGCAGGUCCAUGGAUCCGCCUCUGGAAAGGUGAGCGUUCUGAAAGGCCUGCGUGAGAUGGUGCGCGAGGGCGGCCUAACUGCCCUCUGGAGAGGAAACGGCAUCAACGUACUCAAGAUCGCACCCGAGACCGCCAUCAAGUUCUUGGCCUACGAGCAGAUUAAAUGGCUGAUCAGGGGUAACAAGGACGGAGGAGCCCUUCGCGUUCAAGAACGCUUCAUCGCCGGGUCGCUUGCUGGAGCCACAGCCCAGACUGUCAUCUACCCCAUGGAGGUGCUGAAGACUCGGCUUACCCUGCGCAAAACGGGCCAGUACAAGGGGAUGGCUGACUGCGCCAAACAGAUCUUCCACAAGGAGGGACUGCGAGCCUUCUACAAAGGCUACAUGCCCAACGUGCUGGGCAUCCUGCCCUACGCUGGCAUCGACCUGGCCAUCUAUGAGACCCUGAAGAAUGCCUGGCUACAGAGGAACAGUGGAAGCACAGCAGACCCAGGGGUCCUGGUGCUGGUGGGCUGUGGCACCGUUUCUAGCACCUGUGGCCAGCUGGCCAGCUACCCCCUCGCCCUGAUCCGAACACGCAUGCAAGCCCAGGCCUCUGAGUCAGGUGCCCCCCAGCUGUCCAUGCUGGGUCAUUUCAAGAACAUUGUGUCCCAAGAAGGAGUGGGAGGACUUUAUCGUGGAAUUGCGCCCAACUUCCUCAAGGUCAUUCCUGCCGUGAGCAUCUCCUACGUGGUGUAUGAACGCAUGAGGAGGUUUCUGGGGGUGGCCGUGGGAUAGGGUGUGAGAAGAAGUCGAAAGAGAAGGAGAGAAGGAGGCAGAGACUAAAGCAACUCUUGGCCCCGAAGAUGGAGAAACAGAAGAGAUAGGGACAAGGUCAUCUAGGUGAACAGAUGGGUUUCUGCCAUCUGGACAACGAUAGCCUUUCAGGACACCAAGAUCAACAACCUCAGAAGCACAAACCUGGAUUGAACAUGAAGUUCACAAUGCCCUCAUUCACUGUGUUAUGGAAGUGCAAAAAGAUCAAACUCAUCCAGUUUGAAUCCAUGUCUCAGAUCUUCACCCCAUGGAAGUGAAGCAAUGGAAGGACUGUUGUGGGUCACCUGCUGUGUGGGAUGAUGAAGAUCUGAGACUGAUUUGGACCUGGAACUGAAGAUUAAACAUCAGAGUUAGCAAAAUGGAGCAUUUUGCAGAGCUAUGCAUGGUAGAACUCAAGAAGGAACUCAAGUCAAGCCAAACACUUGGAGCUCUGAUGGAAAGGGGAAGUUUAGGGAAUUGAAUGAGUUCAUCCCAACGGUUUCUAUAAGUUCUUCAUAAUUACAUUGUCAUUCUUGUGGUUAUGAAGGGCAAACGUGUUGGAAUGUCUUAAGUUGUGGAAUGUAAUCUACUCUGUGGAGGUAGGAAGGUCAAACCCAGGUAGCCAUUUAGUGCCAUCAAGAAACACCGAGUCAGGGCUCAUGGGCCAAGAGUAGUGCGCUAGCGAAAGAUGUGGAGAAAAUUAAAUGUGCUUGUUUUUCAGGUCUCACUCCCAAAAUUGUUCUUUUGAUGAAGUGAGUUUUGAGGAAAAAACUAUCUCAUGACAAACAGGUCACUCAGUGUCUCAUCUUCUACUGUUCUAUUGCUUAUUAAUUGCUUAAGAAACCUUCUGAUAGUCUUAAUGCUGAAUUUACUUUUUUGUAACAAGAAUGAUUUCAUUUUCAUUCUAGCUUUCAUUUUUACUAGCAACACAACUGUCCAUUUGGGACAGGAUAGUAAUGGUGCUGCUACAAUGAAUUUAGUGUUUUUUUUUUUUGUCGAGAUAGCGUUUGUUUUUAUUCGGACACGCGUUCAAAAAUAUGAAUACCUCACAAAUAUACCAAUAUACCAGUGAAUUGCUUUAUACGGAACAUUUCUAAAAAGAAACUGUACCUAUGAAGACAGUUGAUUUGGGAAAUAAACUAACAUUAUGCAUGACAAUAUAAUAAAUCUUUAGUCCAUAUGAGUGACAUAUCAUUAAAAAUUGUUGGAUUAUGUGGCUCAUUUCUAUUUUUUAUACCAAAUGGAAUAAAAGGAAGGAGUGAGACUUAGAAAAAUAUAUUAAUUUUUCAUUGGUGUCCUAGCUAAGAGUCCUGCAAUAUGGGCACAUGCAUUGACGUUUACUCUCUGGUGUGUGUGUGCACAACACGCAUGUAUUUCAGAUAUGUAUGAGGUAAUUGUUCAUUCUGAGCCUGCUUUGUGUGCAUCUGCGAUUGGUGGGUUCGCAUCAAGUGAAACAUGGGUAAAAUUGCUGAUGGGUUAACUUUUGUACCUGUAUAAAGAACUGCUUAAAGAAGAAAACACCACAUAUUGCUUUUAUUUCUCUUACAUAACAGAAAUGACUAUUUAUUAUCUUGUCACUGGUGUUUUCCGCUUAUUUGCUUUAUCUUAUUUAUUUUUAUCAGCACGUGGAUAUAAUACAGGGUUAGCGAGAGAAGAGGCACAUGUUGCCACUGAGUACUGUAAUGAAUACUCUAUUUACUGUUAGGGCCAGAGUGAGGUUGCAGUUUAACAUUUAUCGACAGUUUUUGCCCUAAGAUGGUUUGAUUUGUGCUUUAAGUAAACUGUCAUUUCUGAUGCUACUCUCAUGUGCUCAAAGACCCAAAUUCAACACCUCAGAGCUUCAUAAAGGGUUUUUAGCAUCAUGCUAUUUAUCUGCUGUUUAUUUGUGUAAAAUCUUACUCUUCCUUGUAUUUUUAGAGUUUGAGCUGCUCUGAAAGUGUCUGUUGGGGAAACGAAUCACAGCUCAUAGCCAACAGUACUGAACUCUGAACACUGUGCUCGAUCAAACUGUUGAUCAUGCUCAUGUGUUUUGAAACAUUUCCCCUGAUAUUGUAAUAAACAAACGCCAUAAUUUUAAUAUUUUAAUAAUGAGUUUGCAACGUGAUGUGCUGCGUUUGUUACUGUGCUACUGCUAAAACAGUACUUUGACUACUUGUCCAGUCGCUCAUAGUUUCAAUCAUGAUUUUCCCCUUGUAUCUUUUUUAUUUUGAAACACAAAUGCAGACAUGACUACUGAAGGGUAAGAUGGACCUUCAUUGAGAGCUGCACUACUAUAAGUAACCAAGCACAUUUCGGUUCAGUUGAGGGCUGACUCUUCCACCGAGGUUUUUUAGGAUCUAAAUAAUUCCAUCAUUAAGGCAGUAAGAGCUUGAGAAACCUGCAGUUCCAGUAGGGAAGGGCUCCCCAUCCCUGACAUACAUACUGUUUAAUUUUGUUUUGGUGUCAAAUGCAUUGAACACCUUACAGAGAGCUUCAGAAACACACACAUACAGGUUUUCACACUGUGUAUGUGUGUAUUUAUAAGUACAAAUGCGCACAUGGAACUGUGACUGAAUGUCUGGCUGUGUUGCGACACAUGGUUUGUUACUUGAUGCUUUAACAUGUAUUUUAUUUUAAAACAGAAAAUACUCGAUUAGUAGACAAACCGAGGAAAGUUAAAACGGUUCAGAUGGGAUCUUUGGACCACAAUGAAUUUAUAUUUUAAAUGCCUGGUGUUUGUUUAUGUUUAUUAAUCAGGGGCAAUAUUUGUAUUUCCUGGACUGUCAGUGUAUGACUAUACAGAGGGAAUGUAUUUUAUUUUUACAUUAUAAAUAAUUAUGGCUAAAGAGUCUUACACUGUUUGAUUAUCUCGUGAAUGGGGCUGAAUGAUUGAAUGUAUUGGUAAUUUAUUGAACACAGUGUGUAUUGCUGGUUUUAAUGGUGUUUAAGGAAAUAAUAUCUGUACAGACUUGG